Molecule: messenger RNA, 2605 nt
Organism: Psammomys obesus (fat sand rat)
Lineage: Eukaryota; Metazoa; Chordata; Mammalia; Rodentia; Muridae
Gene: Tmem161b
Product: transmembrane protein 161B
Exons: 14
Coding region: 158-1705 (515 amino acids)
Source: RefSeq, a predicted model, not a curated record
GCAGAGCCGGAAGACCUUUUACCUCGCGUUUUGGAGAAAUCGGUUUUGCAGAACCUGGAGGGGAUAUUUAAGACCGUCCCGGCGACUCUAGAGUGUCUGCCUCACGACCUAUUCUGGGCGUUAUGCAUGUCUUUGAGUGGCUGUACUGCAGACCUUGAUGACUCCAGGCUGCCAUCCCAUUUUCAAGGGUGUGAUAGGUAUACAGCUGGUUGUUACUAUGGUGAUGGCUAGUGUCAUGCAGAAGAUUAUACCUCACUAUUCUCUUGCGCGAUGGCUGCUCUGCAAUGGAAGUUUGAGGUGGUAUCAGCAUCCUUCAGAAGAAGAAUUAAGAAUCCUUGCAGGGAAGCAGCAGAAAGGAAAAAGUAAAAAAGACAGAAAAUACAAUGGUCAUAUUGAAAAUAAGCCACUUACCAUUCCAAAAGACAUUAACCUUCAUCUAGAAACCAAAUCUGUUACGGAAGUGGAUACUCUAGCACUGCAUUACUUUCCAGAAUACCAGUGGCUGGUGGAUUUCACGGUGGCUGCUACCAUUGUGUAUUUAGUAACUGAAGUCUACUACAGUUUCAUGAAACCUACACAGGAAAUGAAUAUCAGCUUAGUCUGGUGCCUCCUGGUUUUGUCUUUUGCAAUUGUUGAAGAACUGGGUACUCUGUUGACACCAUGUUGUGCCUCCUUCUCCCCGCUGAGCAAAGUUCUAUUUUCAUUAACUACACACUAUUUUAAAGUAGAAGAUGGUGGUGAAAGGUCAGUUUGUGUCACCUUUGGAUUUUUUUUCUUCGUUAAAGCAAUGGCAGUUUUGAUCGUAACAGAGAAUUACCUGGAGUUUGGACUUGAAACAGGGUUUACAAAUUUUUCAGACAGUGCGAUGCAGUUUCUUGAAAAGCAAGGUUUAGAAUCUCAGGGUCCUGUUUCAAAACUUACUUUCAAAUUUUUCCUGGCUGUUUUCUGUUCACUGAUUGGGGCUUUUUUGACAUUUCCUGGAUUACGGCUGGCUCAAAUGCAUCUGGAUGCCCUGAAUUUGGCAACAGAAAAAAUUACACAAACAUUACUUCAUAUCAACUUCUUGGCACCGUUAUUUAUGGUUCUGCUCUGGGUGAAACCACUCACCAAAGACUACAUCAUGAACCCACCACUGGGUAAAGAAAGUGUCCCUUUAAUGACAGAAGCCACAUUUGAUACUCUUCGACUCUGGUUAAUAAUCCUGCUAUGUGUUUUGCGGUUGGCCAUGAUGCGAAGUCACCUGCAAGCAUAUUUAAACUUAGCCCAGAAAUGUGUGGAUCAAAUGAAGAAAGAAGCAGGCCGAAUAAGUACCGUUGAGCUACAGAAAAUGGUGGCUCGAGUCUUUUAUUACCUUUGUGUCAUUGCCCUGCAGUAUGUGGCACCUCUGGUAAUGCUGCUGCACACAACUCUGCUUUUGAAAACACUAGGUAAUCAUUCCUGGGGGAUUUAUCCAGAAGCUGUCUCUCCCUGGCCAGUGGAUAAUAAUCUCCCUUCCAACUCUGUUUACCCUGAUCUACCAUCACCUGAUGGGAAGAUGACGGUAACUGUUACGCAAAUCACAGUGGCACUGAACAGCUUAAAAACCAUUUUCACUCCUCUCCUUUUUCGAGGACUUCUGUCAUUUUUGACAUGGUGGAUUGCUGCUUGCCUCUUUUCUACAAGCCUUUUUGGGCUUUUCUAUCAUCAGUAUCUGACAGUGGCAUGAAUUUCAAUCAAAAAAUGGAUAUCUACACUUUAAAUUCAAAUAUGUGUGCCCUUGAAGGGUUGACAAAAAAAGACUGCAAAUACAAAGGAGAAAAAAAAUUAUAUCGGAGUAUCUUGUUUUAAAUGCUUCCUCUGUACUCUCAGGGUGAAUUAAUGUUGUACUAUUUAAAAAUCACAGGAUAGGUUGUUACACUGUUACACUGUGGCAUUUUAAUUGUAACUCAUUGUGAUAACUAAUGUGAGAGGGUUAUCUGCAGGGGUUAAUCCCUCUGAUUACCUUCGUUUACAGUGCAAACCUCCAACAGUCUUUCAGACUUCUCCUAGGACUCCAGUUACUGAUUGCUCUUCAUGGUGUUGUGGUACUGUUCUUACUCAUACUUGCUGCCUAUAAAACAAUCUUCAAACUGAGCCAUGCUCUAGAGAAGGGAAAAGAACUAAAGUCACUUCUGUUGGUAAUGUCUUAGUCUUCAAAAACAAAACAAACAAACAAAAAAUCCAACAGAAAGGAAGAGAAAGCUACUGUAUAUUACAGUAAGAAAAGCUGCAUAGUCAUUUUAAAUUGAAUGGUGAUACAGAUGCCUGAUGUCUACAAGGACUGCUACUUGAGAGUAGCAGCAGUAUUGUUUUAAAGCGUAUACCACCAGCUUGAAAGCUCUUUUCAGAUGAUUGGCCAUAUGAACAUUUGCAGUCUCACUGUUAAUUUUGGGCCUGCUGUAUUUUAUUUUAUUCUUUGAUCCUAAAUAGUUAUGUUUAAUCUAAAAAUAUUUAUCAAUACUGAUCAAAUUUGAGAAUUACUUUUAAUCCUGCUGACUAAGUGUAUGUAUUGUGUAUAUAUUAUAUAUUAAAUAUAUAAUAUAUUGAGGUUAUAAAAGAUGAAAAUAUUGAAUCCUUAUAUUUUAAG